CCCCAGGCACCUGUAAGCAAUUAACUGUGACUUGGAGGUUUAAUUGGGGCUUGGGAGAAUAGUGGGCGUAAGGUAAUUUUUCUAUAUUGUACUUAAGAAUGGUUAAAGGGCUGUAGGGACCAGUUAGGGCACUUCUCAAUUAUUGGGAUUUUCAACUACCUCACCUGUCCUGUUCACCUUUCAGAGCGUUAACAAAAUUCUAGUAGCUGGUGUUGUCAACAGUCCCACACAGCAGCUCUGAUUUCUGAAGGUGUGAUCAGUGUGGGAUAUGUAACAUCCAUGUGGAUUUCUAGGUCAGCUGGAGCUUUGUGUUCAGAGAAAUUGAGCAGAGCCUGCUUGGGGCACUUUCACAGAGUAGUCUUGAUGUGGAUCAGGCUUGGAAGGUUUUACAUUCCUGCUGCAGCAGGAAGGAAAGUAAAAUAAUAUAUAUUACCUUUAAUUUACUGUAUUGUGUCUUCACUUCUAAGUUUCACGUUGCUUUCAGCUAUUUGUAAGGCCAAGGGAGACCUGUCUGUAAUAGCUGUAUUCCAUCUUAGUAGAAAGUUGCUAACUAAGUAAAAUACUGCAUUUAAUUCUAUUAAUCUUGAAAUAAUGACAGAGAUGGUUUUGGUGAAGCCUGUGAUCACUGCAAUAAAUAUUUACUUACAGCUCCAAGAUGGCAGUGCAUAUUCAUUUAUUUACCCUGCACACUCUCCUUUUUGUUGUUUCUUGACAAAUUCUCAAAGGCAUUUGUUGCAUGUAGGAUUUAGAAGGAGGUUAUUUUCCAGAUAACUCUUGUAUUUCCACUUGGCAGCUUUAAUAUGACCUUUGUCCUAACCAGGACUUAAGCUUUUUCCAUAAUUCUUAACAAAUGAAUGUUUCAUUCUUUGAAGCUCUCUGACUUCUAUUCCAUUUCUCUGACCUAGAUUUUGGUGGUUGGGAUUGAUUGCUGGUAUGAUCUAAGCUGCUGUCUACUAAAGCCUUAAAUACUCUCUUUUGUAUAAUGAGAAAAUUAUUCCUGAGCUUCUUGUUUAGAGUGUAGUCAGGAGAAACAAAUUCAGAGGUUUUUUUAAUUCCAAUUUUCAUUCCUAGGGAAGUGACCCAGCUUGGAUUUUGCUUAGAAAAGAAACAGUAAACGUGUAAACUGGAUUUGCUGAGGCAGCAGACCUAGGAGAGAUGAGACAGCUUGGUGCCCUUGUGCCCUUGGUCCUGUGGGAUCCCCAAGCCCAAGGCCAGGGGAAUUGUUCUUCAGGCAGCUGGUGACAGUGACACUACUGGGCUUUAAAAAUCUUGGAGUGGUGGGUGCUGCUCAUCAUGUGCUGUCUGUCAGUCUCUGAAGUCCUGGAGGAAUGUUACUGUGGCUUUGGAGACAGUCCAGGAGUACCCUGUGUUGACAUUUGUUUUGCCUUUUUCACUUAUUUUCUUUGCCUUUUUUUUUAUCCCACCUUUUUUUGUUGUUGUUGUUGUUUUUUGUUCUUGGUGUGGGUUUUUUUUUCCUUCUUUUUUUUUUUUCCUUGUCUUUUGUUCCAAGCUGUAAGCAAAACCAGGAAGGCAUUAUAGAGGUAUACUAGAAUGUUGUUGUGGCUCUCAGGUGACCAAAUACUUCUGCAAAUAAAAUCUGAAAGUUUGGAGGACCUAAUUUACAGUUUGGUAAAUGGAUUUGAAAAAAAAGAAAGAUGAUAAACUUGCUAAUAAAAAAUGAAGCUUCACUGUUUUUUGACAGAAAUAAUUUACAUAUGCCAUUAUCUGCCUCUCAUUGUUCACACAGGGAACACUAAAUGUAAAUAUUACUGAGGUCUGGAAGAGAAUAUGUAAUAAUGAAGGAUGGAUGGAUGUACAAGAGAAGGGGAGGUAAAUAUCUGGACUGAUCCCAGCCCACUUCUGGCUUUCUUACAACACUGAGAUUUGGGGCAGAGAGGAAAGACUGUUGAUGGGUUAACAACUGUACACAUGUUCCAUUAGGAUUCAAUCCUUUGUGGGAUGAGAGGAACGUCUUAGUGUCUUGGCUUAUGGCCAGCAGUUAUCUGAUGAUUUAAUGAAAUUCCAUGUUAUUAAAGUAGGAAUCUGGAAAGGCAGUGAGUGGGUCUGGCUUAUGGAGGCACUUGUAAACAGACAACACCUUUGGUUAUAAAUAGCUCUUAACACACCUUGGUGUUUAUUUGUUGUAUUUUCUCUCUGGGAAUCGCUGUGCUGACAGGCACACCCAUAUCACAACUUACUGAGGGGAAGUUGUGCAUUAUUAUUCAUUAGAUCCAGCCUGUGUGCACUGGUGGCUGCAGCUGAUCAUUAUUCCACAUACUCAUUCUGAUGUAGAAGAGCCCAUAUUGAGUUGCAGUUGUCUUUCUUCUGAUUUUCAUGGUUAGCCUCCUGCCUGAAAGGGUGUCUGCAGUAAUUUUGUUUCGAGGUCUGGUUUCAUUGCUGUUUUAUGAAAGUGAAUGUCAAGGAUGACAGAACUUGUAUUUUCUGUUAGCCUUUCUUAACCCUUUGCCAGUGCUCUGCAGCAUGACAUCCCAUUUAAUUCUGUUGAGUAUAAUUAAUGCAGAGUUAGAAAUAAUGAUGCUUCAUAUUUGUUUUUAUGAACAGUUUUGUCUUUUUAAAAGCUUUGUCCUGUAGAAGCCCCUUGAAGUAUAAGGCAGAAACGAAUGUGAUUGUCAUUCAGUAGGACAAUGCAGCACCCUAGCUUGUGUCUUAAGAUUUUUUCUUUAAGAUAUGAGAAAUGAUUGUUUGUCACUUCUCUUUCACUUGUACUGGAUGGUAACAUUUCUAAUAACUGUAGAUUCUCAGUCACAUCAAGGGUUUUUUUAGUAGUUUUGUCAACAUAAAUGCAAAUCUAAUUACAUGGUGGUUCACUUUUUGAUACCUGUGAAGAGACAAACAGGAGACAAGAAGCAUUUAUUUUUAGGAAUAAUAAUUUAGUAAGGGUGAUGGAAGCAUACUAACCCGACUUCAGGAUCCCUUAUUAAGUGUCUGCAAAGGAAAAGAGGCACUAUGAAGUCUCUUCAAUUAAACCUGAAGUCUUAUGGUGCAAUUUAGAGCCUGCUGUUAGUGGUAUUUAAUGUAGUGGUGUGAUGGUAAGUAUACUUUUGAAUGACAUCUGUUACUAAAGAUUCUGUAAUUUUAGACUUAAAUGUUUGCUGGGUCCUAAUUCAGCUGCAUUUUCAAUUGUUUCUCCAUUCAUAUGGUAAUCAGGCUGCUCAAGAGUUGCUAAUUAUUGCCACUGUUGUUUAAAGAAUGUAGUGAGCAAAAGCAUGUCUGUGACCAGAUGCUUUUAGAGAUGUAAGCAUUAAGAUGAUAAAGCUCACAUAAUUCACAGCCCAUCGUGUGCAGGGAAAUGAUUAGAAAGCAGCUAAGCCUGUCUUGUCAACCUUCUAGCUAAAAGGAGAAAAAAAGUCUGUAUUUGUAAGCAACAUGAUAACAUUUUAACCAAGAGAUGAAUGUCAGCAUUUCCAUAAAUCUCCAGUUUAGAAAAUUAAAAUACUUUGGGGGACCAUAAAGGGCUGAAGCUGACGUCUAGUUUCAGUUCCGUGCUGCUGCAGAAGACAGGCUGUCAAGGACGUUCAUUUUAAUUGCUAAGAGAAGUCGAGCACAGAAUUAAAAGAAUGAGUAACUCUAGUGAUGAGGAUUUCAUGUUCUAUAUGAAUCCAGCUUGUAAACUCCUUUCUUCUUCCUGUCUUCUUUUAUCUUUCUACCUUCACUUCAGGUCCUUCCAUCUGCCUCAUUCCCAAUUUGUUUUCACCACUCUUCCUCGGUAGCUCUGGGUUUGCUCUACUUUCGGUGCUGACAGCAGCUCUAACAGGCAAUGUGUGCAUUUCCCUGGAAAAUCUGGCUUUGCUCUGGCUGCUCCCUUUUGGGGCUCUUCACGAGCACCUGCCAGUUUGCAAUCUGUGGCAUUAGUCAGUAUGUUACCUUCGGGCAAGUGUGUCACAUGCCUUUCAGUCUUCAUCUUCCUGUGUGACAAAAGAUGCUACCAACAUUCCGGUGUACAUAGACCAUUAUUUUCUGGAAGUUUCCAGUUGCUGACUGAUUUGAAGAUGGACACUGAAAAGCAAGCUGAGUCCCCUGCUCACUCACUUCUCAAUUCGAAUUUCAUUUUUUCAGUUUUUUCCUAUCAGCUUCAAAGUGUCAGCUGAUAUUUUCUUAUUAUUUUUAUUAGGGUCUGGUGUGUGCCAGUGCUGCAGCCUGGAGGAAGCAUCACUCCUGCAGAGCUGAGUAGGGAAACACUGGAGGAAGCUAUUUAGGAGACAAGAUAAGGAAUAGAUUAUUCUGUGCUGAUUUGGCUUUGCCUUUGCCUGCUCAUGUGUCCGUGAGAAUAGAAAUCCAGUGAAACAGGUUGGAAAAAAAAAAUUGCCUGUCAGAAACAGGCAAAGUUGCUGGGUGAUAAGAGGGAAUGUAAUUACCUUGUUGCACUUUUGGAACUCCGCUGUCUGACGGUUCUCACACAAGAGGGCGCUCCGGGAAUUUUAAAAGAAAUCCUGUGCUCUGUUAGGACUCUUUACAUCCAUGUGUAUUUUAAUGUGCCGUUUUCAAAGCUCUGGUGCUUUAACUAAGGUUCAGUCUCCGAGCCUUGGAAAGCAGUGUCUACCUUCUAUAUUUACCCGCACAGUAAUUAACAGAAAUGGCUGUUCUUAUUAUGACUUCUCACCACUAAAUCCACUCAGUGAGAAGGAAUGAUUGGCAAUCAAUCUGAACAGCAGAACCAUGCAGAUUUUAUUAACAGCUAUGUAAAUAGUGGGUGUUUACUCUCGUGUAAGAUGUAGUGUUUGAGUAAACGUCAGUCAGAAACAUGACCUAGUUUUCAUUUUCUGACAAAGCCAAUCCUUGUAUUGGGAAAGCGCUGUUCCAUUUCUAGGACCUGGAAAAAAACCACCUGCUUUUAGGCUAAUGUAGGAAAAAGCCACUGAGAAACCAGAAUCUCCACAGAAGAUCACAGUGGGAAGGUUGUGCUAGAAAGUCCAUUGUUGCUGUGAGUUUCAUUGCAGCAUUCCUCUGUCUGAUCAUCGUUCGUCUCACAAAUGAAGUAACUUUCCCUUUGAUCCUAAACUGCUUUGGACAAAGCAGAGUCAAGUGGAUCCCAUUUUCUAAUGGCCAAAGGCAUCCUCUGAAAACUCAUUAUGGAUAUAUAAAUGUAAAAACACAAGAGCCUCUACAACUUGACUGUGACCUCUGUGCCAUUGUUUCAAACUCGGGACAGAUGGCUGGCCAGAGGGUGGGCACUGAGAUAGACAAGUCCUCCUGCAUAUGGAGGAUGAACAAUGCUCCCACAAAGGGCUAUGAGGAAGAUGUUGGGAAGAGGACAACCAUAAGAGUGGUCUCUCACACCAGUGUGCCUCUCCUGCUCAAGAAUCCUGAGUACUUUUUCAAAGAAACCAAUAACACCAUUUACGUGAUCUGGGGUCCUUUUCGAAACAUGAGGAGGGAUGGAAAUGGCAUUGUGUACAACAUGCUGAAGAAAACUGUUGACAGCUACCCAACUGCCAAAAUCUACGUGACAACGGAGAAGCGCAUGAGUUACUGCGACGCGGUGUUUAAGAGGGAGACAGGAAAGGACCGAGUCCAGUCAGGUUCAUAUCUCAGCACGGGUUGGUUCACCUUAAUUUUGGCCAUGGAUGCCUGCUAUGGAAUUCACGUCUAUGGGAUGAUAAAUGACACCUACUGCAAGUCAGAAGGCUUUCGCAAAGUUCCCUACCACUAUUACGAGCCAGGAAGAGAUGAGUGUGAGGAAUACUUUCUCCAUGAAAAUGCUCCAUAUGGAGGCCACAGGUUUAUCACAGAAAAAAAAGUAUUUGCUAAGUGGGCCAAGAAGCACACAAUAAUAUUUACACAUCCCAACUGGACAGUGUCUUGAUACUGGUUUACUUAACUCUCCUUUAACAGCAUAUUACAAAAAUGUCUCAGUUUACAAUAGUUUUGCUUACAUCUGGCUGGCCUUUCUCAGCCUAGGUAACACUAAACUAAAAACCAGAAGACAAAGAGGGUGGUGGUUCAGCUGUUAAGCAAAAUUAAUCAUCUGUGGAAGGCGGACACAUUGUUUGUUAUUUCUUAGGGUUUUAAUCCACACUAUGCACUUUAUACUUUAACUGGAUUUUACUUCAAGGCAGGAGCAGUUAAAGACAGAUGAGAUUUCCAGUAUAUACAGGUGCACACAGAGAGCAUGGUGGUCCUUUCAAAAUUGUCCAUCAUCUCAGAUAUUUAAAAUUAUUAUUUGUAGCUCAUUUUCUGUACAAAAGCACUAGUUCUAUUUGUGGUAUCAGUAGAAAUUUUCAACAAGAGAAAUGUGAGGAAAAAUACAGACCUCCAAGGUCCAGGAGUGAGUAAAUUUUAAAAAACACCACCUGAAUAUAUUGAUACACAGUGUAUUGUGAGCACUUGCAUAUAUGGUAAAAUUAGAGAUGAGCUAAGCAUGGUUCUUAAACUGUACCCAACUGUUGAAUGAGAAGAUAUUACUACUCAAGACUGCUGAUUAAUUCAUAACUUCUGAAAUGCAGCUUCCUUCCACCUUGGUCAGUCUGCACCAUCUGGGACUGUGUAGUUUGUGCUUUUUGAAGCUGUUGUCCCACACUUCAGCUCCAGCAGAAUGGCACUUGGCAAAGAUUGUAUUUUGCAGCCCAUGAUAAACCUUUGGCUGUUGUACCAAGCCUGCUGUCAGUACCCAAGCUGGUGAGUGUAAAGUUGUCUCAUUAAUAUCUCCAUUUACUCCAGUUGUGCAUUUGACUUGCUCCAAUGUCCAAAUAACAGUAUUUUGACAGUAUUUCCCAUGCAGCCAUCAUAAUUUAUUUUAGAUUUCCAGUUUCUCCAUCUUUAAAACAAGGGUAGUAUCUAUCUACCUCACAAGAGAGUUGUGAGGACUAAUUUAAUUUAAUUUAAAGCACUUUCCUGAUGCAGAAUGCUCCAGAUCGUUUAUUCUUAACACAAAAACAGUGGUACCUGUCAUUUAUUCUUGUCUGUUGGGUAUUUGAAGAAAAUGACAGUGUGUCUGGCUCUGAUGGCAAAUUGUUCUGUGCAUCCGCUUUCCUACUGAGGAUAAUUUGUAAUACUGAGUUCUAUCAGCUUGCAUUGCAUCAGAUGAAGUUGAAAGAACUCCCCAUCUCACAGUAUUAUCUGCACAUUAAAAUGCAGUUCAAGAAUCUUAAAAUAUACUCAUCUCUAGUUUAAGUAUGUAUUUCCAAGCUUACUGUCAUGGAAAGUUUUCAACUGCAGCAGACUCAUUUGUAAUAUGACCAUAAUUCAGAUACACAUGUGAGUUUUAUUUAAACUGUAUUUAAACUAAUGCUUUAAUUUUAGAAUGUGUUUUAUGAAUAUUUUAACAUCGAGAAUGUCAGAUUCAACACUGUAAUAGCCAAUACUGUGAACACUUGAAGGAAUUAUGUGUGGAACACGUCACAAAGGGUUUACUCACACUACUUAAACAUUAACCAACAGGAGACUUUGUAUGCUUUUGUAAAUCAAGAAAAGGGGAAAGUAAAAAACUAUUUUUACAUGUAAAUAUUUGUAUACUGACUAUUUCCUAUUGUAUAUUUGUAUAUAUAAAUCUAUAUUUUAUAUGUUCAUUGCAUAUAUAUUCUCUCAUCAACAGUUCCAACUCACAGGAUAAGGGAGGAAAUCUCUUCAUCAGUAUUCCUCCUCCUGAUCAUUGGUUUCUUGUUCCUGUUGGUAGGUGAUUCCAGGGUAUCAUUUCUGUUGCCCCUUCUAUUUUCCACCAUAAAUGCAGCUCUCUGAUUUUAUUUUUUUAUGUAGCUCAGCUUUCACUGCUUUCUUUAGUACUCUAAGUAUUCAUUCUGGUUGUCAGACAAAGGCUGGGGCCAUGCUUAUGAUCUUGGAGAAACAUCUGUAUUCAAACACAGGCUUUGUCCCAGGUUUCUGGCAUGACUUUAUGUCUCACCUUCCUGUUUAGAAAAGAAGAACAAUAGUAUUUUCCUACUCCCUUUCUUGUCUGACUUUCUUGAGAUGUUGAGAUGAGUAUUCCCAUUUUCAACUUAUUUGUAUAACACUUUGAAGAAAAGGUGGCCUAAGUGUGUGAAAAUUACAGGCAGUGCUGUGACAUACAAGUAAUUAAAAGUUGCUGUUUCUUGUACCUGGAGUUUAAAUCAGUUGUAUGCUGAUACAACAUGGGAUGAAAUCAAAAGGGGAAAAAAGGGUCAUGGUUGGAAGAAGAGCUGUAGUAGAAAACCCAGAUUUAUCACCAUGCAUCUGUUCAGUUCACAUGGGUGGCUGUAUAUAUGGAAAGGUAAUAAAAAUUGUAAGGUAGGAUUUGAAAAAUUCAGGACAUACAGAAUAUGGGAGAAUGUUCCACACAUUUUACAGGGCAGCCUGGGAAAUCCUAUCAUUCCCAUGAGGGAAGAGGAACUGCAAGGAAGUUCAAUUCAGCCAAUUGAACUUGCAUUUAGAAGGUUUCUGGGUUAAUAAAAAACUGCUGUGAAAGUGCUGCACAUGGAAUUUGUUUGGACUGGACAGACUUCCAUGGAAGUGUCCUCAUGAAGCAGAGUGUUUGUCCCCCUGGGUGUUUCUCCCCAGUGAGCAUAAGGAUUCUGCCUGAGUCUGUUCUCCUGGUUUUUAAGCUUGAGAAAGUUUUUAAGAUGAUUAAUACUUGCCAAUUCACCAUAAACGUGUUGUAAAAUAUGUGCUUCAUUCUGAAGCUCUUUGAAGAGUGCUUUCAUGCUGCAUGAAACACUGUCACAAAGGAUAGCUAAGAAAAAUACAGCUCUAAGAACAUCUAAGUGUACACAAAAUUGAGAACACAAUUAGAGUUUGGGUGUCACAGAGCAGAGUAAAGGUGUUACUCUCUGCCUGGAUUUGCACUUAGAGCAGAUCCACGUUAGAAACAUUGCAGCAAGGCUUCAUUCAUACUAGAAAAAAUGAACAUCAGUUCCCUUAUUUAAAUGAGCCUGUCUUUAGCAUAAGUUAAAUGCAUAUUUACAUGAUUUUUAUUACAUGAGUAAGUAACUGUGACCACUGUAUUGAAGAUGAUUCUACAAAGAAAUUACUUGGUUGAAAUCUGUUAAAAACCAGCUGUGGUACUAAAGAAAGAAUGUCAGUACUUGGAUGUGUAUAAGCGAUCUUGGUGGUUCACCUUCUGAGAGCAGUUAAGAAAUCAGCUGAGAAUCACUUAUUAAUUCUUUAAGAUAAAACUACUACAGUUUACCUGAAUGUAAUCAUAUCCUAAUUGCUUAUUCAUUCGAGCAGUCCUCUUUUAAUCAACUACUCACGAGUAUAAAACAAGCAGGGAGUUUACCUGCGGAUUUCAAAAUGCAUUUUCACGUUGCUGAUAAUAGAGGAAUGCUCAAAAAUAGUUUGGCCUUUUUUUUGCCAUCAGUGAGCUGAGUAGUCAUCAAAAGUUUCUUCUAAAAUGUAGGGAGGAUUUAAAUAAACUUUUUUUUUUUUAAAGAGGGGGAGGCAUAAAAAAGGCAUAAUGGCUUGGUUGUAAUAAACAUUUAAAUGUAAAUAUACUUUAUGUUUUAUGUUGCAUUACCUUCUGACUUUUUGUUUUCAAAGUAGAAAGUUUUAAAUAGGAGCAGAAAAUUUAAUUUAAAUUUUUUUUUGACUGGCUAAUUACUAUUCAUAGAUAAUUGACUGAAUAAAAUAGUGUUGUUUUUUCUUUCCAAACUGACAUAACAGACAUCAUCCCAACAUUUUCAUCCCUAUUAGAUGUCCAGAUCACAUCCUUCUGCUUAUACCAAGGCCUCUUCUCAGAAAGAAAAAAAUUAGUUUUUAUAUCCAGCCAAAUUCCCUUUCCAUCUGGGCUGGGAGGCUCCAUCUGCAGACUGCUCCUAUCAGUUACAUCAGUAAAUGGGGAGGACUUAUGGAGAGCUCUACAUAGGAGCAGAUGGUGUUCCAACUUCUAAAAAAUGCCCCUAAAGUGCUUUAGGCAAGGAGUACCCAUUGAUCUCUCUUGGAAAUUCUUUACUAAAGUGUUCAGUUUCUUCAAAUGCCUUUAGCUCCUGUGUAGAAUACUUGUCCUACUCUCUUGAGUAGGAAUUAUCAGCAGUGGGAAAGCCAUGCCCUUUACAGGAGAAAAUGGAGGCAAAUUCUGUGUUGUUAAAUAUUUGCACAUAAACACCACCAGGGAUGAAGAAGUCAGCCUGACACAAGUUAUCUGAACACUCACUGAUUUAGCAAUCUCUGAGGACUCUCUUCAAAACUGAUGGAAGUGGCUUUGGCAAGUUCAUGAAUACAGCACCUACCCCAGUAAAAUCCUUGCACUCCUUGGUGCCAGGGUAAGCAGUGUUUUGUCUGGGAAGUACCAAAGCACAAAAUGCUUUGCAGAACUAAUAAAGAGAAGCCCAUCCAAUUCUUGGAGGGCUGAUGCUGAUGGUCUUCCAUUAUUCACCUGGGAAGUAGGACCUCACACAAACAUAGCUGGCAGCAGAGCACAGAUGCUCAACCAGAAGACAUGUCCAGGUAAGUAAGAAUUCAGUAAGUAAUCCCUUGUGAAUUAUACUUGGCUGAUGCUCUUAGUAAGCAGAAAAUCAGAAGCACGUUACAUAUUGAUGCUUAGAAUUUGCUGUCUUUUUUUUUCUGCAUGUAUGUCAGAAAUAGUGUGUCUCUAGUUGUGCUGAAACAAGCCUGGGGUGUGUUCAUGAUGAACCUUAGGGUACCCACAAGAGUGAACCUUGGUGCUCGCACAGGAGCUGUCUGUGGCCAUUGUGAUGUACUGUGAGCAACAGUCACGUAUUUACUAAUAAAAGUCCUGUUUUUCCUGACUAUAUUUAGCUCCUUUGGGGAGGAAACGUAUCAUUUUCAACAGAUGUGUUUCAUUCUGUUCCUUCUUUCCUGAGAGGGUGCACAGGGAUGAAACUUAACCAGAGAGGAGUGAAGCCAGCCACCAGAUUGAUAUAUAUUUUUCUGGCUAUUGCUGUGAUGUGUAUAGCUAAAGUCAUAGGGAAGGGGGAAGCUUUUUGUAAACCUUGUCUGGUAUAAUCUACAGAAGAUUGUCUGUUCUGGAUUACAGUCUUCUAGGCAAACUGUCUAAAAGGAGCUGAAGGAGAAAGAAAAGGUCUCUCUCCAUUGAAAGACAGGACUUCAGUGGAAGCCAUACUAACAUGUGUGGCACACCUGGGCCUGCUCCCCCAGCUUUUGUAGGUCCCCACCCAGCUGCAGCUUUGGGCCCUUUCCAGCCCCAGUGGAGGAGAAUUCUCCAUCUGACUUAGGCAGCCUGUGAUCUGCACAAAGCCUGCCCAUCCUCCCCUUCUGGGGACCAGCAAAGUGCUGGAUCUGCCCUGGGGCUGCAGUGUCACAGCAGGGACACGCUUCCCAGUCAGCAGCGUGAUUUGCUUGGGGCACAGUCUCACCUCAGGUGCUGUACUCAGUUUCUUGGAAUAUGAUAGGAAAGAUAUCACUGGGUUUUUUUUCAUGUUUGUAUUACUAACUCACAAAGAGUUACUGUUUUAUGGGUGUCUUAAACAGCUGAUUUCGUGUCUUUUUUUUGCAUUGCUUGCUGCUAUUUCUGGGAGUUCCUCAAAAUAUGCGGCUGUCAACAUCUGCCACUGCUGUUUUGAUUUACUGGAAAGAGUCUGUAAACUUGAACUAAUGCAUGUUCUUGCCAUGUAUUAUGCAUGAUAGCAUGGUACACAUUUUAUUCUCCACUAUAAUAAAUAAUUUAACUUUCGUGUAAACUUAGUUCAAGCAGCAGAAGUAGUACUUUUUCUCAUAUCAUGAGUUGCCCAGAGCACUUUGCUGGAGCUCUGUAAAUGCCAUUAGCAGCUGGCAGCAAAUAAACUGUUGAAACCAGCCAGGAAAUAAUUACUAAAUUUGACAUUUUUCACUGAAAUAUCCACAGAAAUAGUUCAGCUUGCUUUUGUGAACCUGCUCUGGCAUUCACAACUACAAUUCUAUGUUCUGUUCUAAGGAAAUCUCACAUUCUGAGUGUAACUUGGGAAUGACUUUUUUGACACAGAUGUUGUUGAGAGGUUAGGAGGGCAAUGAUCCCAAAGUUUUUUUAUUUACGCGAGUAUCUUUUUAAUGGGAAUUAAACAUGUAGAAGAUUGGCUAAGAUGCCUGCAGAGUUUUUAAUAAUUUUGCUACUGAAAAUAGUAUUUCUGAAGAUGGUUGCUACUGAAAAUAGUAUUUCUGAAGAUGGUUGAAGGAAAAACAAAUUGUGUGCUCACUGCUCUUUUGGCUGAUCACCUGCACCCCUCUCAUACACAGACUCUGCAAACACAUUGAGUGUCUGCAAACACAAUGGGUGUCUGUAGGGAAGGUCUCUUUUUUGUCAGGUAGGGGCAAGUAAGAACAACUAAGACUAAUCUACAUGGUAAAUACAGCUUAUAGUACUUGUUGAUUAAUGUUUGUUCUGUGUAUUUCCAAAGCCUGUGUCUGUGUUAGCAAAGAAUUAGCUUAGCUGGAUAGGAUCUGUAGCCUGAAACUGUUGGUGCUAAGGACCUGAUCUCCACACUUACCUCUAGUUUGAUCCCAGGGGCUGAAGGCCCCUAGUGAUUGGAGCCCUUCCAUUGCUUCCAUCCAGAAGGAAUCAGGUGCACAUGCUCAGGAACACUCCAUCAUGCAAACUAAAGCUCAUUAAAUGAGGCCACUGUACUGCAUUGUCCCAUAGGAAAGUGGAAUUCCUGAUAGACCAUCUUAUAACUCAGGCUUUGCAAGGCUAUUUUUUUCCAUGGGUAUUUUUCUUUCAAAUUUGAGAUCUGAUUCCUUCUGUCAGAUCAUGGGAAUCAAGGGCUCCUGAUUCUUCCUAAAUUUACCAUCAAAAUGUGCUCCAUAAAUCAGGAGUGUGAUGUAGGACAGAGUGAUGCAACAUGGGUACAGCAUAGUAAGUGCUUUGUUUGAUGAAGAGUUAAUGUGAUUCUGCUCAUGGAUGUAAUUUUAUCCUGAACAUGCUGGGUGCUUGCUAAUGCAUGCAUUGUUUUUAUAUACUGCAAGACACAUAAAAAUUCCCUUAAUCAUUUUCGCAGGGUAAUUUUGUUCUUGUGGCCUUCCAGUUGUAUCUGUAUAUGUGUGCAUAUAUGCAUUUAUAUACAGUGUGCAAGCAUUCUUCUGUUCUUAGAAAGUUGCUACUAUAUGCUGCUAACACGAACUUUUUAGGUGGUUCAUGUUACACAGUUUAUUACUUGUAUUCUUUGGUUGCCUUUUGUAAUGCUGACAAGUGUAUUGAUAGCAGAUACCACUGUAGACUGAGAAAAACUUUCAUACCAUUUAUACUUAACUUUGUAUGUUUUGCCAUGUUUUUUUUGCUAUAUGUUACUUAGUUUUUGCUCCCAUUUGGAGAAUGUGCUUCUGUGUAUUUGCAAAAUUGUGCCUGGAUUAUUUUAAAACAUAAAUAAAUGUAUACAAUUUUCCAAUUGUCUGACAUAAUUUAUGCAUGAUUUUGUGCAAAACACUUUUAUUCUUGUUUAUGUAUAUGCCACUAUAAUAAUAUCUAUCAGUU
Motacilla alba alba is the source of this 13351-nucleotide messenger RNA. RefSeq names its product ST6 N-acetylgalactosaminide alpha-2,6-sialyltransferase 3 (gene ST6GALNAC3). The record is from RefSeq and is a predicted model, not a curated record. Gene Ontology annotation, biological process: oligosaccharide metabolic process; ganglioside biosynthetic process. The transcript is spliced from 5 exons. Gene Ontology annotation, molecular function: alpha-N-acetylgalactosaminide alpha-2,6-sialyltransferase activity. Lineage: Eukaryota; Metazoa; Chordata; Aves; Passeriformes; Motacillidae. Bases 5171 to 5824 code for a protein of 217 amino acids.